AGAGGGAAGAAAAAGACUCAUUAAACCAAGUUGUUCUCAGCACUCGUUCUGCAACACAGACUCUCUCUCUCUUUCUUUCUCUCUCUCACACACACCACACACACUCGCUGUUAAACAUAAAGCAGAAGUGGACACGAAGACACGCUUUCAGGCGCCGCGGUUGGCUAUGGCUCAGGGCUCUGACAGCAAUGACACAAGUUACAAGUCCCCAUCACCUGGAAGCAGGCCGAGUUCUUCAGAUGAUGUGAAGAAAGUGAUGCGGAGAGAGAAGAACCGGAUCGCUGCUCAGAAGAGCAGGAUGAGGCAAACUCAGAAAGCUGACAACCUGCACUUGGAGAGUGAGAACCUGCAGAAGGAGAACGCCGCCCUGAAGAAGGAGGUGAAGCAGCUGACGGAGGAGGCCAAGUAUCUGUCCUCAGUGCUGAGCAGCCAUGAGCCCCUGUGCACCGGCCUGGCCCCUCAGACCCCCGAGCUCCUCUACCCUCCUCACCACAGCAGCUACCACCACCAGCACAUCACUGUACCACACUACCAGCACUGACCUGACGGAGGACGUGCUGCCAACAGAAGACUGACCUCAAUGGAGAGAGAGACUGACUGGAGAAGUGUCUUUAAGUGUUAUUCAUUGUUCAAAACAUGAACAUUAACAUGGCAGGCCAUAUUUAUGUCGGACAAACAAUGACAGUGCGGAUCCCAAACUGUGACAAGCCGUGUUCAAAAAUAUUUAUUUUGCUUGUGCUCAUCUCUUUGCUUAAACCUGAUAAAUAUCAGUGAUCUGUGUGUUAACUGAAACGGCUCGAUGUGUAGAAUUAUCAACCAGUAUAUGUUUACAUUGGGAGUUCCUACUGUAUGCUCAGGUGACUCAGAAGACACAGUAUUUUUGUAAAUGUUUUGUGUCAUCCUGUCAUGUUUUGAGUUUCUCGUGUUUUUAUAAUGUGUGUAAAUGUAGAUUGUUAAUGCUCAGGAGAUUUUGACAGAUUUGAUUGUGGACAAAGAGAAUGUAAAGUCGAGAUCCUAAAAAAAAGGCUCUGAUGUACCAAAAGAAAUUGUCUGGUAGUGAAGAAUGGGCAUUCUAAGGGUCUCGACAUGUGUAUUGCUGAUAAUGCUGAUGUGGGAGAAGACCCAGCAAAAUAUAUUUAUUAAAUGUGAUACCUUUUAGGUGAACAAUUCUGACCUCUA
Trematomus bernacchii (emerald rockcod) is the source of this 1179-nucleotide messenger RNA. It is a transcript of the gene batf, whose product is annotated as basic leucine zipper transcription factor, ATF-like. The record is from RefSeq and is a predicted model, not a curated record. Gene Ontology annotation, biological process: regulation of transcription by RNA polymerase II. Gene Ontology annotation, molecular function: DNA-binding transcription factor activity, RNA polymerase II-specific; RNA polymerase II cis-regulatory region sequence-specific DNA binding. NCBI's taxonomy places the organism in Eukaryota, Metazoa, Chordata, Actinopteri, Perciformes, Nototheniidae. The coding region runs from base 167 to 541 and encodes 124 amino acids. Gene Ontology annotation, cellular component: nucleus. The transcript is spliced from 3 exons.